AUGGGUUAAAAUCGGCUCGUUGUUCCGGAGAAACCUCGCGGAGCCUCGGAGCGUCACACCUGCUCACCCCGACCUGCAGGGGCCGUAUGAUCAUCAGUCUCCCCCCUCCUCUCCCUCCUGCGGCCCACCAUGCCGGCGGGGAUGAAACCUCUGGAGAAGUUCCUGAAGAAGCAGACCACAGCUCUGACCCGGGCCGGGGGCUUCGUGGGCGGCGUGACGGACAAGGCCAGCGGGGGAACCGGAGCGUCCCGCCGGAGAGCCAGUCUGUCCCGGGUCGUUCCGUUCUUUAGAGAGACGUCACCCGAUAGUGGUCAGACCCGGGAGGUCUUCAGCCCCGACAGCGAGGACGCCCCCUGCUGGCCGCCCGGUCCGGUCUCGGUGCCGGGCAGCGCUAACAGCUCUGGUUCAGGAGGAGGAGACGUCCGCAGUCCAUCUCUGUCGAGUGACGAGCAGAGCUCUGAGGCGAGUCUGAUCACAGAGAGUAGUGGAGGAGGUGGCGGAGGUGGCGGAGGAGGAGGAGGAGGAGCCACGCCUCUUCACCCUGACACACCGGACAGUCUGACCCUCACCAUGCUGGACAGCGUGGCGGGAAAAUGCUCCGGACACUGCACAGAAACGCUGCUGGACGACUUCAUGUUAACACAUCCCAUCUUCCUGACGUCUGACAGGUUCCAGCAAAUUCUGCUGCAACAAUUCUCCGUGGAGACAGAGGGAAGGGAGGGAGGGAGGAGAGGGCGAGGAGAGACGGAGGGAGGGACAGACGGAGGGAUGGACGCAGCGGAGAGGAAACAGGCGGUGCUGAGCGUGGCGUUCAGGUACCUGGACACGUACAGAGAACUGCUGCAGGAGGAGGGCGAGCGCAGCAACAGCUUCCCCAAGGAGCUGUACCUGCGUGCUCUCCAGGACUUGACUCGUUAUCCUGAACUUGUUGAAGACGUUCUGAAGCUGCAGCGGUGGACGGAGAUCUUACACCACCCCUCUGAUGAGGAGAAGGAGAGUAAGAAGAAACAGGUCCGUCCUCUGUUCAGACACUUCAGACGCAUCGAUGCGUGUCUGCAGCCCAGAGAGGCGUUCAGGGGCUCCGACGAAAUCUUCUGCAGAGUCUACACUCCGGAUCAUUCCUAUGUCACCAUCAGGAGUCGUCUCUCAUGUCGAGUCGGUGAAAUUCUGGCUCUGGUCCGAGAGAAACUCCAGUACAGUGAAGAUCAACCGGUUCUUCCUGGAAACCUGGUCCUGGUGGCAGUGACAUCAUCAGGAGAAAAAGCCGUGUUUCGUCCCAGUGACGAGGCCGUGUUCACCACACUGGGAGUCAACACUCACCUGUUCACCUGUGAACCCUCAGAGCUGGACUCACUGCUUCCUCUCCCUGAGGAAAUCCACUGGACACCAGGAGACAGCAAACUCCACGACAUGUCAGCGGAGGAAGUAGCCAAUCAGCUGGUGGCGUUUGACUGGGAGCUCUUCAGCUGCGUGCACGAGGUGGAGUUUGUAUGUUACGUUUUCCAUGGAGAGCAGUCGCGCUGGCGCCCCCUGAACCUGGAGCUGGUACUGCAGCGCUGCAGCGAGGUUCAGCACUGGGUCGCCACGGAGAUCCUGCAGUGUCAGUCACUGCCGAAGAGAAUGCAGCUGCUGCGCAAGUUCAUCAAGAUCGCAGCUCUGUGUAAACAACAACAGGACCUGCUGUCGUUCCUCGCUGUGAUCCUGGGCCUUGAUAAUCCUGCCAUCAGCCGACUGCGACUCACCUGGGAGGGACUUCCUGGGAAGUUCAGGAAACAGUUUCAGCAGUUUGAAAGCGUUGCAGAUCCUUCCAGAAACCACAAGUCCUACAGAGACCUGAUCACCACCCUCAGACCUCCACUGAUCCCCUUCACACCUCUGCUGCUCAAAGAUUUGACGUUUCUUCACGAGAGCUGCAAAACGUUCCACGGUGAACUCGUCAACUUUGAGAAAAUGCACAAAGUGGCAGACAUGGUGAGGAUCAUCAGACGCUACAGGAGCAGCCAGCUCGCCAUGGAUACGGAGACGUCCCCCUCCCACCUGCAGACGAAGGCCUACGUCCGUCAGCUGCAGGUCAUCGACAACCAGAACCUCCUGUUUGACAUGUCCUGCAAACUGGAGUCCAAAGACACACGCUCCGAGCCGCUCAUCCGUCCACAACCUUCAUCACAUCCGUGUAAAACCUCUGACGUCCAGUAGGUGGAGCCUUCGGGACGAGCACGACCGCUUGGAUGCACUAAAUCGUUUCAUGUGUGACCACGCCCACUCGUGACGUCACAGACCAAUGACCAUACUCAGAGCGCUUUCCCAUAAGUUUCUUUACGAAGAUGCGGACAGGAAGUCUGGCUGUUGCUUGGAACUUAAGAAAUUUCUGCCAGAAUUCCCGGGAACAAACGGUCACGAAGUUCAAAUCCCCAAAAAACUGUAUUAAACGGGUGCUGUUAUUAUUAGCGGUUUGUUUGUUUGCGUGGAACGAUGUGAAAAUUCUUACGUUAUUCCCAAACGAUCACGACCGAUAAUAGUUGGAGCAAUAUUUUCAGUAUUAUUGCGAGAACUAAAAAAGAAAUCAUCUCACGGAAACUCUGCUGCUUUAGUUACGAAGUUGAAGGGGGCGGAGUCAUCUAAAUGCGACGCAUUUAAUGCUAACAUUUAUGCAUGUUUUAUUAAACAUAUUCACAAAAAUCUUUAUCGUCUGAAGUGUCGAGAUUUAAAAACCCUCGAUAACUUGGGCUUCCUGUCUGCAGCAGGAAGUGCGGCUGUCGCUCGAAACUUCAAGAAUUUCUGACAGAAUUCCAGAGAAAUUAACGGUGCAGAAGUUUUAAAGUCCUCAAAAAAAACUGGAUUUAACGAUUGUUGUCUGGUUUUUUGUUUUUUUUGCGUGGAAUUAAGUGAAAAAAUGAUCAAGACCGAAAAAUUGUUGGAGCCAUAAAUAUAAAUAAAAAUGUAUUUUAAUCUCAGAUGCUUGAGUUACGGAGUUUAAGGGGGCGGAGCGUUGAGUUGCUUGCAGACAAAAUAAUUGUGAUUUUAAUGCGAUAAUAAAAAGUCCUCACAUCGUGGUCUGAAAACUUUUCAGAGAAAAAUACGAAUUAUAAAUGUGACUGGAAAGAUGCAGCGCCCCCUUGUGGCACCAGAUGGACGGCAUUCUUCAGUCACUCGCGUGAAACGAUCAUAAAUCAAUCAUAAACACGACAACGAGAAUGAACUUUAAUCUGCGAUAAACGCAAACGCUGUGCGAUGUUUGUUUGUUCGCGCCGACCGAGCUCCGCCUCCGACGAGUCAGUUCUCGUGGAGUGGAGACGAUCGCAGCCGAUUGGUCGGAAACCCAGUGAAGAUGACAUCAUCACUCGUCAGCCGCUGGCUCUCAGGACCACUUCCUGGGUUUGUUUGAGGGUUGUUUUUUUUUAAUUGUUGAUCCCGCCGCGGUUCUGCCUCCUGAACUCGAUCUGUUGUGAAUCUCUGACAAAAUGUCGGGACGGGAACUAAAACGGGAACGGAAGAGUUUGCGAGUCAUGUAAUUCUGCAGGGAUCCGCGAUUUCAGGAGGCGGCGGCCUCUUGGGUCGAGGUCGUGCGUGGCGUCGCCCGAACAAAAACACGCUAACAUAAAUGUGUAAAUAUUCCGACUUUGUAAAUACGCAAAUAUUAAUUAUGGAAGACUCUAUUUUAUGUAUGAGCGGAGAGAGAGAGAGAGAGUUUAAGAGAAAUAUUUGAUUUUUAUUUGUAGACCUGAAAGAGAAAGAAAUGCCGAUGAAUUUGACGAUCGUAGUCACUUCUGUUGUUUUUAUCUAAAGCUCGGACUUUUGUUUCUCUUUGAUUUUGUACAGACAUGGUUGUUUAUGAGUCAUCGUCGUCUCUGUUUACGUCACACGCGACGCCUGAUUGGAGCAGAGGUCUGGUCCGGGGGGCGGGGCCUGGGGUGUUGGUGUCAUGUUGCUGCAGUAAAGAAAACUUUAGGAUUUUUACAAAAACAGUUACAGUAAAAGUUUUUAUAAGAAGUUUGAAAUAAAAUCAAAGAUCUUUAGUCGAAUCAUUUUUACAAGAACACAAAAAAUUCAAAAGAACGUUCCAAAUAAGAAAAGUUUUACAAGGAAACGUUGUUUUUAAGAAACAAUUUGUAGUUUUGUAAAUAAAACGUGGGAUAAAUUUUACACAAGUAAGUUUUAAUCGACGAGUGACUCUUUAGUUCUGAAUAAUAUAUAAUAAUAAUAAUUCUUAUUUUCUUUCAGGAUUUAAACUUUUAAUCCAAUGUUUAUUUUUAUGUAGAAUUCUAAAAUGUAAUAAUGUCUUACAUUUACAUUUUUUUUUAACAUUUUUCUUUUUUUUUCUUCCAUAAAAUUGUGUUUUUUUCCCCUCAAAAAAACAUGAAGUACAGAAAUAGAAAAAAAAGUUUAUUGACAGAAGCAGCGAUCAGGAUUUGGUUCAGGGUUUGGAUCAGGGUUUAGUUCGGUGUUUGGUUCAGGGUUUGGUUCAGGGUUAGGUUCAGGGUUAGGUUCAGACCUCUGCUCCCUCUGCUGUCACCACACACUCUGAAAUAAAAGGUUAUGGACGACAAAAA
Molecule: messenger RNA, 4550 nt
Organism: Solea solea (common sole)
Lineage: Eukaryota; Metazoa; Chordata; Actinopteri; Pleuronectiformes; Soleidae
Gene: rapgefl1
Product: Rap guanine nucleotide exchange factor (GEF)-like 1
Exons: 18
Coding region: 130-2196 (688 amino acids)
Biological process (GO): Ras protein signal transduction; positive regulation of GTPase activity
Cellular component (GO): plasma membrane
Molecular function (GO): guanyl-nucleotide exchange factor activity
Source: RefSeq, a predicted model, not a curated record